Dendronephthya gigantea is the source of this 4297-nucleotide messenger RNA. Its product is annotated as transcription initiation factor TFIID subunit 2-like. The coding region runs from base 220 to 3606 and encodes 1128 amino acids. Lineage: Eukaryota; Metazoa; Cnidaria; Anthozoa; Malacalcyonacea; Nephtheidae. Gene Ontology annotation, molecular function: chromatin binding; RNA polymerase II general transcription initiation factor activity; zinc ion binding. Gene Ontology annotation, cellular component: transcription factor TFIID complex. The record is from RefSeq and is a predicted model, not a curated record. The transcript has 34 exons. Gene Ontology annotation, biological process: transcription initiation at RNA polymerase II promoter.
AAGAAAUUGUAAAUAAGAGAAAUAAUGAAAUGAAAAGCAAUAUGAAAUGAUGCUUGGAACUAUGAUAUAAUUUGAAUUAAUACCUCAGAUCUAUGAAAUAAUGCUUGGAACUAUGAUAUAAUUUGAAUUAACACGUUGUAAAAAGGAAGGAAGCGAUGGAUUUCAGAGUGUGUUGCUUGGAAUAGUCGGUUUAACGCGCAUACGCAAUUCAGCAAAGAGAUGAAAAAGGCCGAAAGUUCCAAAGAAAACCCAAGAAAUUUUAAAUUAGUUGACCAAUAUUUGUGCAUCACAUCAGUUGAUUUUAAGAGACAAUGCCUUUUUGGAGUUGUUGAGUUAUGUAUUCUUCCACUUCAAAGCAAUCUGACCAGAUUAAAACUAAACUGCAAACAACUUCGAAUAUUUAGAAUAUGUGUUCAAGACAGCAAAGAAAACAGUGCUUGGUUUGAUGCUGGUUUCCAACUUGACGAUUUGGAAGAAAAUCUUUGCAGCCAAAGUAAAAAGAGGAAUUUAGAACACUUUGCUGCGUCACUUCAGACGGCUAUUUCCUCUGUGGAACCUGAGAAUGGUGGUGGUGAAUUAACUGUUAAAUUGCCCAAGGAAUCUCAGAAAUUCAUUUCAGAAAAGAAAACAUUUCGUUUAAGCAUCGAGUUCUCUCUGGAACAUCCAAAAGGUGGUAUUCAAUUUGUAAUGCCUGGUGGAAAUGGAAGUAUUGAAGAGAAAUCAGCUCAUAUGUUUACAUACACGCAUGGCAAUACAUCCAGGCUGUGGUUUCCAUGUGUUGACUCGUUUUCUGAAGUUUGCACAUGGAAAAUUGAUGUGACAGUAGACAAAGACUUGAUUGCUGUUUCAUGUGGCGAACUCAUUGAGCAGGUAUAUACAGCAGAUGAAAAAUACAAGACCUUCUCGUAUGUUUUGGAUGUGCCAACAGCAGCACCAAAUAUUGCGUUAGCAGUCGGUCCUUUUGAAGUCUAUAUCGAUCCUGUGAUGCCUGAAGUUACACAUUUCUGUUUACCUGGGCUGGUACCAUUGUUGAAGCAAACUACUGGAUCUCUUAACGAGGUGUUCGAAUUUUAUGAGGAGUCGAUGAGUUGUCAUUUUCCUUAUACAAGUUAUAAACAAGUCUUCGUUGAGUUUCCAUUUGAAGAAACGUCUUCUUAUGCCACACUGGCCAUUUGCAGUACAAAUUUACUUCAUUCAAGUCGGAUGAUUGAUCAAACUUUCUACACAAGGAAGACGUUGGCUCUAGCGUUAGCUCGUCAGUUUUUUGGUUGUUAUUUAUCACUCCACACCUGGUCAGAUUCAUGGCUUCAGGCCGGAAUAACAGUUUAUUUAUACGGGCUUUAUAUGAAGAAAGCAUUUGGCAAUAACGAAUAUAGGAAUUGGAUACAAGAGGAGAUGAAAAAAGUGUGUGAAUUUGAGAUUGGUGGACCUGGUUUGUUACCUCUGCACAGCAAAUACUCAUCACCUUCAGAAGAACUAAGUUCGGACACUGACUCCGACACAGUCACCAAUGCAUGUUAUCAACCAAGUUUCAUUCAUAUGCAUCCACAUUUGACAUCGUCCAAGCAACUUCAAGCUAUGUGCAGUAAAGCACAUUUGGUAUUGAGAUUGAUUGAAAUGCGAAUUGGACAGGAGCCAUUACUUCAAGUUUUUAAUAAACUUCUCUCACUCGCAAAAUCUGCCGUGAAAUCAAAAGAUAUAAAUUCCUGGAGAAACAUGCUGCUGUCCACGACAGGGUUUCUCCGUUCCAUCUCCAUUGUCUCUGGGAAAGACCUCAACGUUUUUGUUGAGCAGUGGAUAUACAGGUCAGGAGUGGUGUCAUUUUCGGGUCGGUUUGUGUUUAAUCGUAAACGUAAUAUUGUGGAGUUGGAUUUGGUACAAGAUUUAAGAAAAGGAACGUUUAAAUACAUGGGUCCACUCACUGUUUGUAUCCAAGAAUUAGAUGGAUCCUUCAAACAUACGGUGCAAAUUGAAGAUAGUUCAAGUCAUCAUGAGUUACAGUGUCACUCCAAGAGCAGAAGAAACAAGCGAAAAAAGAUCCCAUUGAUGACUGGGGAAGAAGUUGACAUAGAUCUUGAUUCCAUGGACUCCGAUUCUCCUGUUCUGUGGAUUCGUAUCGAUCCUGAGGUGAAUCUUAUUCGUCAAGUGUUGUUUAAGCAAUCUGACUUCAUGUGGCAUUUCCAAUUGAGGCAUGAAAGAGACGUGAUUGCUCAGGCGGAGGCUCUUGAGAACUUGAUGAAUUUUCCCAUACAUCAAACUAUGAUGGCAUUUAUAGAUAUAGCAAAACAGAAAGAAUGUUUCUACAGAGUUCGUUUGGAUGCGAUAAGGCGACUUGCUAAGUUACAAAAUGAAACUGGAGAAGCCUGGAACAUUCACUUGUCUUUAAUAGCAAUAUUUCAAGACCUGUUUGGAUCACAAACUUGCUCAACAAUUGUUAGAUAUAACGAUUUUUCGAAUUUUAUCGACUAUUUUGUACAGAGGGCUUUAGUCUCAUCGAUUGGAUUUUGUAGAGACACGCGAUCACAAUGUCCAAAACCUGUCCUGCAGUUUCUUCUCGAUCUUCUAAAAUAUAAUGACAAUAGAUUAAACCAGUAUUCUGAUAGUGAUUAUGUGAGCGACAUUCUAAAUGGUUUGUUCAAUACCAUCACACCAACGGUACCCAUUGUUAUGACAAACAGUGAAGGUAAACAAAUCUUAAAGCUUUCUGAAGAAUGCAAGGUUAUCCUGGCAGAAAUCACAAAAUAUUUGAACUUGGAGAAGCUCCUUCCUUCGUAUAAAUAUGUGGUAACAUCAAGUUGCUUGAAAGGUUUACGACUACUUCAGAUCAAUGGCCACGUUCCAUCCGAUCCUGAUGUGUUCAAGUAUUUUGCCAAAAUUGGUCAUUUUGAAAAUGUUCGACUGACAGCUAUUGAAUGUUUAGUUGGUAUUAUUAAAGCUGAUUGUAACGGGGAUGUACUGGAAUUGUUGUUUACUAUGGCAAACAAGGAUCCUUCAUCUUACAUACGGCAUUCCAUUGUGAGAAUGUUAAUUGAGAAUCCGCCAUUUACAAGAAAGUCGGACUCCCAACUGGAUAAUUUGGAUCUUGUGAACAAAAUAUGGAGCUAUGCAAGCAAAUGUUCAUUAGAUUCUCGCUUAAGGUGUGAUUUUAUGGAUCUUUAUAACACCUUGUGGGGGAGAGUUUCUCCAGGAUGUGUUCCAACACAAGGAAUGGGAGUUCUUAUUGAUUUAAAAGAAAAAAAGAUUACAAACUUCUCUUCGCUUUCACCCAUGAAAGGCCAGGAUUUUGAGCUCAAGAAAGAAAUUUCCAAAGAAACGAGUAUAAAAGAUAUGGAAGUUGAUAAAGAUGCGUCUAUGAAAGAGAGUUUUUUAAAUGCUUCACAGUCCGACGAGUCGCAUUUAUCUGGUAGUCAAAAACUUAAAUUGAAGAUAAAGCUUGGCGAGGAAGAAGACGCUCCCCCGACCAGUGUGUCCAAAGCUGAUGAAGAGAGUCUCGGGAAAGUUAACAGUGAUGUCCUCGAACAUGAUAAGAAAAAACACAAAAAGAAGAAAAAGAAAAAGCACAAGGAUGAGCAACCACCGUUGGGAACUAAGAAAUUACAGCAGUGAUUUAGUAUGCUCGACUUUUUUUAUUCGACAAAUGGUUGACACACUUUUUAGUAUUGGUCAACCUAUCCUUUUCAGUUCUGGUGUAGUAUUGUAUAUAUAGUUGAUUGACUCCGGAGAGUUAUAAUGGAGGUGAGAAAUAGUGAUUCUCGGAUCAUACUUCAGAUCAUGACUCUCAAAUAAUUUGGAUUUUCACUGAUAACUCUGCAAAACUAAAUUCACGCGGUUUCAACAACGUCCAAAAUUAUAUAGAAUAUGCUAUAGCUACUUGAUACAUUUAUUAUUUUUAUGGCACCAUAUCUUCUCAGUAAACCGUAAUGAGCUACAUAUAUCAUGCCUUUUAAUCCACAAAGGUUCAAAAGAAAAGGUUCUUGAAUCAAGAUAAUUAACAAAGCUAGAUAUAUGUUUUGUUGAAAAUCCCUGGCCCAAUAACACGUCUGGACUCAUUUCUAUUGGUGUAAACAUGAUAUCGUCCCUUCUGAUUGCGGUUGGCGAAGUUGUUAUUUCUUGUGCACAUGUAGUAGUAAGUCCCGGGUGCGAACCUUAACAGAACACCAGGAUACGGAGCGAUGUUCAAGAGAGAAUCAAGUUGUGUUUUGGCAGAGUGUUACGCUGUUGUAGUAACCAGAUGAAAGCAGAUGUUCGAGGCCUAAAUGAUAUCGGCAUUUUUGAGGAGGGAUUAAAGUUCAUCAGA